AUGGGGCUCUGCUACAGCCUGCGCCCGCGGCUCUUCGGCGAGCCCGGCACAGCAGGCGGCGGCGGCGGCGGGGGGUCCCUCUCCAGCGCCAGCGCCAGCGCCGCAGAGACCGAGGCACAGCCGCCGCCGCCGCCGCCCGCGGCGGAGUCCUCGGCCCGAGCGCACCCGCCGCCGCCGCCGCCCUGUGCCCAGGCCGGAGCAGCGAAAGGAAGAAGCACGGGCAAAGGCGGCGGCGGCGGCGGCGGCGGCGAGGCGGAGGGCUGCAGCGCAAAGCCGCGUGCGGGGGAGCCGGACGGGCCGCUGCUGCUCCUGCAGAACGGAGGGGGCACCGGGGCGGCUCCCCGGGAGAGCGCGGCGAGGGAGCCGCCGGCCAAGCCGCAGCCUCUGGCGCUGCAGAGACCCUGGGAAAAGGCGCGCCUGGAGGAGCGGGAGGCGGAGAAGGAGGCGAGGCGGGUCAGCAAGAGCAUCGACCGGGCGCUCAAGGAGCAGAAGCGGGAGUACAAGCAGACGCACCGCCUGCUGCUGCUGGGGGCUGGUGAGUCAGGAAAAAGCACUAUUGUCAAGCAAAUGAGGAUCUUGCAUGUAAAUGGAUUUAAUUCAGAAGAAAAAAAACAGAAAAUUCUGGAUAUUCGGAAAAAUGUAAAAGAUGCAAUUGUGACUAUAGUUUCAGCAAUGAGCACUUUAAUACCUCCAGUACCAUUGGCCAAUCAAGAAAACCAGUUCCGAGCAGACUACAUCAAAAGUAUAGCCCCACUUUCUGACUUCGACUAUACACAGGAAUUCUUUGAACACGCAAAAAAGCUCUGGGACGAUGAAGGAGUAAAGGCGUGCUUCGAGAGAUCGAAUGAAUACCAGUUGAUUGAUUGUGCACAAUACUUUCUAGAAAGAAUAGACAGUGUCAGUAUGCCCGAUUACACACCCACAGAUCAGGAUCUCUUAAGAUGCAGGGUAUUGACAUCUGGGAUUUUUGAGACAAGAUUCCAAGUAGAUAAAGUAAACUUUCACAUGUUUGAUGUAGGUGGUCAGAGAGAUGAAAGAAGAAAAUGGAUCCAGUGUUUUAAUGAUGUCACAGCUAUUAUCUUCGUUGUGGCCUGUAGCAGUUACAAUAUGGUCAUACGGGAAGACAACAACACAAACAGAUUACGGGAAUCCCUGGACCUCUUCAAAAGUAUCUGGAACAAUAGGUGGUUACGGACAAUUUCUAUCAUUUUGUUCUUGAACAAACAAGACAUGCUGGCUGAAAAGGUUUUGGCAGGGAAGUCUAAAAUUGAAGAUUAUUUUCCUGAAUUUGCACGUUAUACUGUACCUGAAGAUGCAACACCAGAUGCUGGAGAAGACCCCAAAGUUACAAGAGCAAAGUUUUUUAUCCGGGAUGAAUUUUUAAGAAUAAGCACAGCAACAGGAGACGGAAAGCAUUAUUGCUACCCACACUUUACAUGUGCAGUUGACACAGAAAACAUCCGUAGAGUCUUCAACGACUGUAGAGACAUCAUUCAGAGAAUGCAUCUUCGCCAGUAUGAACUAUUGUAAUAUGGAACA
Messenger RNA from Varanus komodoensis (Komodo dragon), 1539 nucleotides. RefSeq names its product G protein subunit alpha L (gene GNAL). Gene Ontology annotation, molecular function: GTPase activity; G protein-coupled receptor binding; GTP binding. Gene Ontology annotation, biological process: adenylate cyclase-modulating G protein-coupled receptor signaling pathway. Gene Ontology annotation, cellular component: heterotrimeric G-protein complex. The transcript is spliced from 12 exons. The record is from RefSeq and is a predicted model, not a curated record. The coding region runs from base 1 to 1530 and encodes 509 amino acids. Lineage: Eukaryota; Metazoa; Chordata; Lepidosauria; Squamata; Varanidae.